Molecule: messenger RNA, 7966 nt
Organism: Gasterosteus aculeatus aculeatus (three-spined stickleback)
Lineage: Eukaryota; Metazoa; Chordata; Actinopteri; Perciformes; Gasterosteidae
Gene: pdzd2
Product: PDZ domain containing 2
Molecular function (GO): protein binding
Source: RefSeq, a predicted model, not a curated record
GCAGCCUGAGACCCGGGCGGCCGAAUGAAAGCUCAUCGAGUCCCCGCAGCCUCUCAUCCCUCCCCGGGCAGAAGGACCGACGCGGCCGCCAGUAGCCGUCAUCUGCCGGACGGACUUUGCCAUUCUGGAGCUACUUUUUGUGUUGCAGCUCACCGGACGCCACUUUACUCUCGCGACGGAUUUAAACCGCCGAAACGCGCCUGAAAUCCUCAUGAAAGUGUAAUUGGAGGAGGACCAGAUGGGUUUUAUGGUCAUUUUGCAACCUGGAAACAAGGCGCCUUCUGCUGUGUUGGCUUUGGAGCCCUCGGAGUCCACGGCCGUGUAGCCCGAAGGAGACGGCCUGAUGCUGAAGACACCACAGCCGACAUUAGUCCAACAUUUCCCACAUAGCCUCGUCUGGACAUCUCUCUGAGUAGAGUUUGUUAAGCCCCCCUGACGCCCAACACGUCUGGAGAUGGACCUGGGGCUAUUGUCCCACACCGGUUCCCGUGCUUGUGGCGAAUGUUGGAGGCAUCAGAUUGACUGCUGGUGAGGGACACCCCCCUCCCCAAGAAGCCCAGGAUGCCAGGAUGCCCAUCACUCAGGACAACGCCCUCAGCAUCCUCCCCCUGCUGGAGAACUGGCACGGGUCUCAGAGCGCCAGAUCACAGCAGGACCACAACCUGAAUCGAGAGAAUUCUGGCUGCAAGCAUGUGGACCAGGACGCCGACCACAAUGGGGAAGUGGACAGUGUGUGCAGCAGCAGCAGCAGCAUCAACAGUGUCAAUGUGGACGACAUGUCCCUGUGUCUGGCCGCCAUUCAGAAGCUGAUGGAGUACAUCGACUUCAACUUCACGGAGGGGGACCCAGCCCUGUCCUCCUGCAGGGACGGGCUGGACGUUGAGGUCCACGCCGUGUCGCUCAGCAAAGAAGAGGGCGACGAUGGGGGGUUCGGCCUCAGUUUUGGGAACAUCCCCAUUUUUGGGGAUCCCGAUGGCAGAAAGAAAGGAGGUCCGAGGAGGAGGCGGGACCAGGGCCCCAUCAUGGAUGUGGGCUGCAUUUGGGUGACGGAGGUGAGGAAGAGGAGCCCGGCGGCCCGCUGCGGGGGCAUCAAACUGAGGGACGAACUGCUGUCACUCAACGGGCAGCUGAUGGUGGGAGUAGAUGUCAGUGGAGCCAGUUACCUGGCUGACCAGUGCUGGGAUGGAGGCUGCAUCUACCUCAUCAUGCUGCGGCGAGUCAAGCGGAAGGCUCCCCCCCCUCCCUGCAACGCCAACGGCAGCGCCGGCACCGCUGCCAUCGACGACCGCUACGAGGACCCGCCGCAGCGCCGAGCCGUCCCCGAGGCCUCCGACGCCUCGGCCAACGGCAUGCGCACGCGCAAGUUCGGCGUCAUAUCACGGUCGUCCUCCAACCGGGACGCCGAACCAAAGGGCUCUCGCCGCGACGGCCCCACUGCCUUCGCCCCCGCCGACGCGGCAGAGGACCCGGGUCGCGGCCAGUCGGCGCACGCGCUGCCGGCGGGGAGCCCGGACGCCUCUCCUCGGGUGCGGGGCGGUGGCCAGCGGCCGCGCGGCGGGUGCACCGCCACCCUGCCCGCCAGGUGUCACAGCCAGCUGUUGGACAGCAGGAUGGAUUUUUUCAGCAGCGAAGCUUCAAGCCCGCCCAGAGAGGGCAGCUACAUCUGGAAGAUGCACAUGGUGAAGGGCGAGGAGGGCCUGGGCAUCCAGAUUACAGGAGGGCGCGGCUCCAAGCGCUCCCCCCACGGCAUCGUUAUAGCUCACGUGGAGAAGGCGGGCGCCAUUUACAGGGACGGACGCCUUCAGGCCGGCGAUGAGUUGCUGAUGAUUAACGGUCAGUCUCUGGUGGGUCUCACUCAUCAGGAGGCGGUCGCUAUCCUCCGCUCCACCUCUGGGCUGGUCCAGCUGGUGGUGGCCAGCAGGGAGGAGUCAGACGUGGGUUUUGAGCGCUUCCCCUCCACCAGCCUACCCGACCUGGUCAACACCUGCAAUUCAUUGUCCUCCCUGUCUCAGACCGCUCCGGCCUCAGACUGCAGCCCCGACCCACACCCCCCCAGCCUGCUGAGUGACCUGGAGAAACCAGAGGGACAGAGUCAUGGCGACGCACCCAGAGGAUCCUGCUGCAGCCCCACGUCCAUGAAGCCCGGCAGUCGCUCCCAGGGAGGGUGCAGUCGCCUGGAGUCGGUGGGGGAGGACGAUGAACUGUUGGUGGGGAACGGUGUGAGCAGCUGUGAAAGGACGGAGAAGCCUCCACCCGGACACCGCAAACACUCCUUACCUCAACAGCUGGACACCGCUGGAGUGAGACAGGAUUAUCAGAUCAUUAAGAAAUCAGCCCGCUCCCUGAGCACCAUUCAAGUGGAGUCUCCAUGGCGACUGGCGCAGCCGUCCAUUAUCUCCAGCAUAGUGCUGAUGAAAGGCCAGGGCAAGGGCCUGGGAUUCAGCAUUGUUGGUGGGCACGACUCGGCUCGCGGUCAGAUGGGAAUUUUUGUCAAGACUAUUUUCCCUCACGGAGCCGCAGCCGCAGACGGACGACUGAAAGAGGGGGACGAGGUCCUGGAAGUGAACGGGGAGUCCCUGCAAGGACUCACGCACCAACAGGCCAUCCAGACCUUCAAGCAACUGAAAAAAGGUGUGGUGACGUUGACAAUCCGAACCCGCCUGCGCAGUCCCAGCCUGACCCCCUGUCCCACCCCCACCCUCCCCAGCCGCUCCAGCUCCCCCAACUCCAACACCAGCGGGGGAACACCCGUCCCCCCAGGGGGUGAGGAGGCUGAUGGCCACAAGGGCCCCGGACCUGGUCCCAAGGACUGCAUCAUCAUGGAGGUCACACUUAAUAAAGAGCCCAGUGUUGGUCUUGGGAUCGGAGUCUGCUGUCUCACCCUGGAGAACACCGCCCCUGGCAUCUACAUCCAUAGCUUGGCUCUGGGAUCUGUGGCCAAGAUGGACAGCAGGCUCAGUCGUGGGGAUCAGAUCCUGGAGGUGGACUCGGUCAGCCUCCGUCACGCCGCUCUCAGCGAGGCCUAUGCCAUCCUCAGCGAAUGUGGCCCCGGACCUGUCAGUCUAAUAAUCAGCAGGCACCCGAACCCCAAGGUGUCGGAACAGGAGAUGGAUCACAUCAUAGCUCGAUCCACACAGCGCGACAAAAUGAGCAAAAGCCGACCAUCGUCUCACCCCCAAGGUGUGUCCUGUAAGAGCCCCGGCCCGACGCUGAAGGACAGGCAGGGAGAUUCCCCCCUGGAUCUCAGCUGGACCAUGAAGAGGUUCCUGGAGCCGGCCAGCAGACACGGGUCUCUGAGCUCAGAGACGGAGUUAUCUCAGUACUUCUCCCAGGAUGCUUCCGGCCACUCCUUCUCCUCCGAGUCCGUGCUGAUGGGCUCCACCAGCGACGAGGCGCUCCAGCCGGGGAGCUGCAGCACUUCCAUGGAUGACAACUCAGCACGGCCACUUGACGUGGAGAGUGGCCCCGGGCGCAAUGCAUCGCAAGACGAGACCCGCGUCGAUCACCACGUGGAGGCAGUCGGCCAGCCCGUCGGCGUCUGCAGCCCCGCCCUCGCGCGAAGCCCGCUGCUCCGCCAGCGGCGGCUGAUGUGCUUCGAGGAUGAGCUCAGCAAGGAGGAGGACGGAGAGCAAGCCAGAAACACCGGGCUCCCCCACAGGCCGACAAAAGUGGACCCACCCAACCGCAGCGGCGGCGGCCCAGCAUCCCAAGCUCCGCCGCCGUUAGAUCUAAAUGGAAACAGGGAAGAGGGCGAUGUGCACAAGGGCGGGAGCCAUGAUGAUGGUAGUUUCCCGCAGUGUGAGGAAGGAAUUGCCAUCGAGUCAGAGUCACCCGAGGGGCCCCUUAUGCCCAUUCGCAAGCCAGGGGGGGCGAGCGCUUUGGUCAUCAACAGUGAGAACCAUCCGCACCAAGAGGACGGACAGCUGGAGUCAAAGCGCUCCCCCAAGCUGGAACAUAAAGCAGUGACGCGGGUCAAGAGUAUGAUGAGCAUCGAGGCGCCCAACCUGCCCCAGCAGCAGAAGGCCAAAGCGGAGGAUCCCUCCCCAGGCUUGGGUCUGCCCCCUUCCCAAGCCACCCAGUGUGGAAGAAACCCCAAGGCGGCUGGUGGCUCGGUACCCCAUCAGCCCUGCAAGAGGGGGGAUGCCAGUGAGCUCGUGGGUGUCUGUACCAUCGACUCUGUGACGCUGAGGAGAAGCGAGGACGAGUCGUUCGGUCUGGACCUGGAGAUCACGUCGUCCCCUCUGAAAGUGGUCAUCGUUGCGCUGAGGCCCGGGGGGGCGGCAGAAAGGGAAACUACAGGAAACCUUUGUCCUGGAGACGAGAUCGUCAGAAUUGGGGAAACGUCGGUGCGCUCCUCUACUUACCAGGACAUCUGUGAGCUCAUGCACAACCUUCCCAUCACUCUGUCCCUGGAGAUCAAGAGACCGGUUUCAGCUGUAGAUCGGCUGUCCAGUUUGAUCACUUCAUCAGGGAGCAGUGACGGAGCCACCGCACCAAACCCCCCCAGACCAGUUCAGGGGACAGCUAAGGAAGGACAAGUAAUGGGUGCAGAUUCAGGGAAUUCCAACUACGCCAACGAAACAGACUUUCAAAUCCCCAUCACCAAUAUAGAUGAUAUCUUAUCAGAACUAAGCCUCUGCAGUACUACAAAUACACACACUAAUUCCCCCAGACAUCCGUCUAAUGAGCCUGUGUCCUGCCACUCAAGCCAGCAGACAGUAACCCAGUAUGAGAAAGCUGGCGUUCAGGUUCCAAUAAAGUCCCCCCCUCUGGACGGUUCCACCUUGGAUGCAGGAAAUGAAAAAAAGGCCAUGUCCCCUAUAGAGACAGAAAGCUCUCCUGUCUCCAGCGGCUCACUUCCCCAAAGACUUGAUGCCGGUUCAAAGUCGAUGUACCCCGUAGAAGAUGAAAGCGAUUCCAACAGCAGCUCCUCCACUGACAGCAUUGUAGUGGUCAAUGGGAUGGCAGGAAGUGCUGGUAUUCUUCAUCAGCCCUCCGAUGAGGAGGAAGUGGAGUUCUGUUCAUGUGAUGCCAAGCAACCUGCUGCUGAUGAAAUCUCUCAUUUAAGCCACUCAGCCAUCGGGUCGCCAUCUUUUCCGCAUGCUGGCAGUGAAAACACAUCCCUGGACCACAGCUUGGUGCAACCAUGCCAAUCUCCCAACAGUACAACACCUGUGAAUUCCUCAGAGUGCCACAACAACAGUGCCAUUCAAGGUGUGACAUCCACUCCCACAAGCAUUCCCUCUGCACCAAGGACCCACACAACCGACAAGGUCGCUACGACUACCAAUUUGAAUUCAGAUGCCUCACUGACCUCUUCUUUAUUAAAGCCCUUGAAUACAAAAACACUCCAUUCACCUUCGAUGGAGUCAAAGAACUCGGGUACAAGCACAGACCAACUGGGUACGAGAGUGGCAGCAUCAAUGACGAGCAAAGAAAAGGCCUUGGAGUGUAGAACCAAUUUAAACCCCCAUGUUAUCUCCGUGUUGAAGAGGAACUCUGGGCUGAAACUUCUUGAUAGUAUUGACUCUCCCGGGUGGAGUAGUAACUAUAAACUCCAGGUCGAAACUCAUAUCAGACCAAUCACAAAUGCUCCAAAAUUGAAGGGCCUCAGUAUUAAAAGUAAGAACAAAGCACUGGAGCAGCUGACCGGCAGGGAAAGUCUAGUAUCCUUACACACCAAUGCUUCCUUCAACCAGCCACCAAAAUCUGCAUCAACGGCAACUACGUCCAGCUCUCUGAAGACCACCAGCCAAUGCCUCGAUCUGCCCAAAGCAAGUGACAGAAGGCAAGCAGCAGCUGAGCACAGGCCUUCAGGUAGCAAGUCACAAACGGUGCAACUGGCCCAAGAGGUCCAUUCAAGCUCCAAAUCACACACUACUGCCACUCAGAGAACAUUCAUAGAAGUUCGACUGUCUUCCAUCUCUGCUUCUUUACCACCAGUUAUGGCAAACAAAGAAACCGGGAAUUCCGAAUACUCUAAACCCACUGAAAGAGGCACAGACUCUGGAUCAGCCUCCAAGCUUUCUCCUGCCGACUGCACGGAUGAAAAGACCAACGGCCCGGUUAGUAACACCGUGUUUAAUUCUCUGUGUUAUGCUAAAGAAACUGACUCACCCUCAAGGAAUGGCUCAAAACCCAGUACUAUUGUAGAGACGAGUGAGACCCUGAAGAUAAGCAUGUCCAGACUGUACAUAAAGACGAUGGAGAAGCGAUGCCUCACCACAGACCUGGCCUUGUCAGCGGGCCACAAUCCUUUCUCUGUCCGACACAAGAUAAAGUCCUUUGAAAACCUGGCUAACUUUGACAGGCCGGUGGCUAAAAGCAGUGAGAUCCAGUCCUACGCUCUGGCGUACAGAGCCUCGCUUAACCAAAGGAUCGCGGGUUACAUGGACGUCGUCAAUUCUAUCGACUGCCGGCCGCGGCAACGGAGUUUUAGUUCUUACGUGGAGAACCUGAUCACCACUGCGCCCGGCUCACCUCUCCUCAGGAAAUCUCCAUCCAGCAUCACACUGCUCAACCUAGAGCUCCCUCAUUCGAGCUAUGAAGCCUCCCCUGUGGCGGACGGCAGUCCAGAGGGUCGAGGUCUCAGAGCGCCAGAUGGGACGGCCCCGCAGACCCCUCAGUUGCUACGCAGGAAACACGGCAAACUGGCCCGCAGCAGGUUACGGCAGCUCAGGGCUCUCAGCAUGCCCGAACUGGAAAAACUAUGCAGCGAGGACUUUACCAGAGACCUCGAUGCUGCCGUGGAUACGACCACCAUACACAAGAAAGCAACAGACAGUGUUCCACCUUCUGCAACCCCGAAUAGAGCUGACGUGAACAGGGACAGCAGAAGGGAUGCUGCAUCCACGAAAGAAGCUCAGGAGACCCCAGAAACCCACGGACACCAGCCUGGCUGGGCAGUCAGCUUAAAGGAGCUGGCUUCCUCUCCGCUGAGUCGGCGUAAGCUGCAAACCCUGCUCUCCUCCCCGGCGCUUCAGUCCUACGUGUCGGCCCUGCUGCAGGAGACCGAGGGUCUCUCUGAGGUCAACGGUAACGCUCAGCUGGUGGUCCUGAGCAAAGAGGAAGGCUCGGGGCUCGGCUUCAGUGUUGCCGGCGGAGUCGACCUUGAGCAGAAGGCCAUAACUGUCCAUCGGGUCUUCACCAAAGGGACAGCGAGCCUCGAGGGAACAAUCCAGAGAGGGGACAGCCUCUUGUCCAUAAACGGCACCAGUCUGGCAGGGAAGACCCACGCCGAGGCGGUCUCCAGCCUCCACCAAGCCAGGUUGUCCAGUCAAGCCUUGGUGGUCAUCUGGAGGGACGAGGACAGCGAACCGGGCGCCUCGGACACACAGGACUCCGGCCGGCCAAAGAGGACCAGCAACACUGGGAGGAGGUGUCCGGGGGCCGCAGCAGUUGUGGACGUGGGUCCAGACGGCACUCUAACGGUGGAGCUCCACAAGUCCUCCGCCGGCCUGGGUUUCAGUCUGGAAGGGGGGAAGUCGCCGUCCCACGGAGACAGGCCUCUCACCGUCAAACGCAUCUUUAAAGGAGGCGCCGCGGAGCUGUCCGGGUUAAUCCAAGUUGGUGACGAAGUAGUGUCCAUCAACGGCUGUUCUCUGGAAGGCCUCAUGCACCACGACGCCUGGAAAAUCAUCAAAGCCACCGACGAAGGGCCCAACCGGCUCCUCAUCCACAGGCCGAGGAGCCCGACUGGGACCAACAAGGACAGGGAAAGCUCCUGAGAGGGACCAAUGUCCAAGCGCUUUACAGGUUUUCUGAUGGACUUCAUUUGACGUUUUGUGUUUUGUCUUGUACAUGUGUGUGUAUGUAGAAAGAGCCACAGUUGGAAGGAGCACCAACUAUUUUGGUGUACUUUGCUGAAUCAUGAUUUAUUUCAAAUGGGAGGUGCAGUUUGUUUACAAUAGAUGACCUUUGGAACACAGAUUCUUUUUUUUAAAUAAAGUCUGUAUGUGCAAAUGUC